CUGGUUCCUCGCUGCUGAGGCGGGCGGGGCCGGCGCCGGGCGGAGCGGGAGGCCGAGGCCGCGGGGCCGCCGGGGGAAGGGAGAGAUGCUAUGAAGUGCUGUUAAUCCUCUGACACCGUGCCCUGGAUCCUCAUGGUAUGUCUGAAGGACACAUCUCUGCAUGUUCUGGAUAUGCCAGGUGAAGCCCAAGAAUAACUUUCCACGGGAGUUUGUGACCUCUUAAAGAGGAAGAAGUCAAGAGAGGGCAACUUUUAGUCUAUAUUUAGCCCUAGGUUGUCCUCAUGAAUACUUCCGUGGAGAAUGUCCAUGAUCUUCUUUGCCUGUGUGGUGCGGGUGAGGGAUGGGCUUCCCCUCUCAGCCUCCACAGAUUUCCAUCUCAACCAGGACUUUCUGGAGUGCAGGAAGAGAUUGAAGGCGUUAUCCUCCAUCCUGGCGCGGUAUCCCAGCCGGGGCACAGCGAAAGGACGUAACCUGAGCAUUCAUUUCCUUUCUUCUGGGGAUAUUGCCUGCAUGGCAAUCUGUUCCAGCAGCUACUCAACCAUCAUGGCCUUCUGCUUCCUGGAAGAGCUUCGGUGGGAAUUUGCUGCUUCCUACAACACGAGGAGCAUCAAUUCAGCUUCCAGACCAUAUGCAUUUAUUGAAUUUGAUAACAUCAUUCAGAAGGUGAAACACCAUUUCAACAGCACCCGUGGCUCCCGGGCCAGGAGCAGCUGGGAGAGGGUGGAGGAGGAGCUGAAGCUGCAGCCCCCAGUGCAGCUGCAGCUGGAGGCCACGGAGCUGCUGAACGGGCUGAGCAACGGAGGGCACGCAGGAGGCCAUGUGGAGGUUGUCCCUACUUACAGAAUGCAGCCUGUGACCCCCCUGGGGAUUCUGUCACUUGUUCUGAACAUCAUGUGUGGAGCUCUGAACCUGAUCCGAGGAGUUCACCUGGCAGAAUAUUCCUUUCAGGAGGACCACGAAGGCAUUGGAAAUGUGAUAGCUUUUUUUCUACCUUUUCUAGCCUGUGUUUUUCAGUGUUACCUGUACCUCUUCUACAGCUCAGCCAGGAAGGUGAAGACAUUUGUGCUCCUUUUCUGUGUCUGUUCAUGCAACAUCUACUUGUAUGGAUUACGGAACCUCUGGCAAAUCUCCUUCCACAUAGGAGUGGCUUCUCUUUCCUCCUACCAGAUCCUGACAAGGCAGCUCCUGGAGAAGCAGCCUGACUGUGGUGUAUGAAAAAAACUUGGGGUUUGCUACUCUGUUUUUAAAACUUUUUUUUUUUUUUUUUUUUUUUUUUUUUUUUUAAUUCACCUGGCCAAAAAUAGCUCAGAGUGUUUUUUAACCAUCCAUGGCAAUGGUUAUUGCAAAGAGAACAGUUCCAAGCAACUUGGGAUGAGCAGGAGACUGUAAUUAUGUCCAACACACAGCAAAAGGUGCAGCUGUGUUUCACAUGGGGCAUGGUAGAGCUUGUCAGGUGUCACCAACAGGUGGAAGUUCUUACCAUCAGCAGGCUUUUCCUCCUUGGCUGCCCCCAUCCAGACAGCAUUUUGCCAUUUGUCUCGCUGGCUCUGUGACACUUUGGCUGGUCAGUCUUGUCCUGCUGCUGCAAAUACUCAGAUUGUGCUGUAAAACAAAGGUAAAGCGAGGGGUGACAUUUUUGCCGUUAGAAUUUGUUAAGAUUCUUGGUAAAUGUGAGUAAAGAGGUUGUUUGCUCUAAUUAGGUGAGUGUAGUAUCAGUGGGAAAAAUGCUGAGGGUGGGCUUCAGGGUCAUUUUUGUAGGUUUGGAAGGACAGGAAAAGGCUGUGGCUCUUCUAUAAACCAUAAAGUGUAUAAAUAUCUCCUUGGCUGAACAGCACAUUGCAGUUAAGUGUGUGCUCAUGGGUUAAUUGCAAAUAUGCUUGGGGCAGCAGAAAAUAAUCCAGGUGGGUGUAAGUGAUCUGUCAGCUCUUGUGGCCUUUGUUUCCUUGGCUAAGGUCACUUUUAGGAUAAGGGCAAUUCCAUGUUUGCUUGGCCUCUAUGGAUAAUAAAUCUUCCAGGCCUAUUUAUGACAGGCCACUGAUUCCUUCACCUUUUUUUUAAAAAAAUGAGUAGCUGGUGAGUAGAAAGCCAUUUCCAGGAAUGGGAAGCACGAGCAGGUUCUCUUUGUUCUGCAAAACACCUGUGGUUCAUGGUGGUGAGUUCUUACACUGAGCUGAGUUUCUGAGUGUGCACUUUGGAGCAGGGGACUGCAGGGCUGGAAUUCCCAACCUCUGCUGCACUGGGAGUUCUGCUCUGUCAUGGAUCGAGGUGCACAGGGGCAUUUUAGGGCAUAGAUGAAUAAUUUAGGCUGGCUGUUAAAAGAAAUGCUUAGCAGUUUGAUGCAGCUGUCCUUGAGGGCUUGCAAAGAUUCAAACUGAGAUGUAGAGAACUGUAGGUGUGUUAUUGUGGAAUUACGGUCCUAAAAUUUCCUUUCAUUUUUUUUCUUUCUGGUCAUCCCCAUUUCUAUCACCAAAGAUUUGUUUUUCCUCUCACAUAGUCUCUACCUCUGGUUGCAAAGGGAUUAACGUGCAGCAGAGUUGUCUUUUUUGCAGGAACACUUCACAAAAUUCCUUUUAUCUCAGUGAGUUUUCCUGGAACCUCAGGAUGCAAUCAGGCCUGAAAUGUGUGGUGCUGUACCUUGGCAGCACUUCUGGAUGCAGCUGACUGCAGCAGCAGCAUCCAUGGGCAGCCUAUUACAACCUGGACAGUUCCUAGGACAUCAGGAGACUUAGUGCCAGAGCUUUUCUCAGGAGGAAAACGUAGGGAUUUCUUUUUCCCUUUACUUACUGUAACAGCAACAUGAUAAAAACCUCCAAACUGAGGAAUAGUCUGGUAGGAAUGAUGGAGGAAUAUUUUAGCCAGGCAUUUAAGGACACAGCUCGAGCUGUGUGCCAUAAGGGAAAGGUUUUCUGUUAUAAGGGAGUGGAUUAAAGUUGUUUGUCUGUCAUUAUCCCAGUUUUCUGUCAGAGUGCAAGUGCAGAAAUGAAGCCACAAUUCAACCGCUGUCCCUGAGACACCAAGAUGACCCCACAGAUGAGAGGAGUUUUGUACUACUCUUUAAUUUUCCUACUGUUCAGUCCCAGUUUUCCUUGGUAAAUUACUUCUGGAGACUGCAGGGAACUCAGCCACAACUUUGGAUUACAAGUUAAAAAAAAAAAUCUGAAAAAAGAACACCCCAAAAAUCUGACACUAGAAAUGCAACACUUUAAGGAUAAUGGAUCUGAUGGCUGGUGGUGUUUUCCAGGAGCAUAAAUUGGGUAUCAACCCACUGGAUUCCUGUGGGGAAAGGUUAAAGUAUUUUAUACUACAGAUAGACCAAACUUCAUGAGAAGGACUUGAGGACAGAAGCCAACUCCCUGCUCCUGCCUUUUUAUCCUCCCUCUGGCUAAAGAGUCCAGGAGAGCUUUUCCUGUUUCUCCAAAGCCUGCCCUGCUCUGGUCUGAGGCACACAGAGCAUUUACAGCUGGGCAUUCCUCAGCCUUGUAGGGAGCUGAUUGGAAAAAUUGUGACAUUCCUGAUGCUUCCUGAGCAUCCAACUGCUCUGUCCUGAAACAGAUCCAUCCCUGAGCCAGGGGAUGGCAGCCACAGCUCUGCAAACAAGGGGUAGAACAGGGUGUUUGUGUAAUUGUGCAAUUAGCAGGGAGAGGAGAAAAGUUAAAUUCAGCUUUUCUUGAAUUGCUUUUCCUAAAAAUGUUCCACUAAAAUCAAACCAAAUCAGCUGGUUCAGUUCUGCCUUCACCUAAACUUCUAUUUUUUUUGCUUUGUGGAUUUUUAGGAGAUGUGACUGAAUCUUCAGAUAUUUUUCUACCCAAUGACAAAAAUGACAAAGCUGUUUUGGUGUUAAUCUUAAUCCCUUUGCAACUUUUUUAUUUUCCUGUAAUAUGUGUAAAUCAUAUUAAGGAAUCUACAUGGAUUAGUCUGUGUGCACUUUGUAGGUUUGGGUUGGGAUUCCAGGAUGAGGCAGAGCACACGGAGUUUGACCUAUUUUUAUUUUUAAUUUGCUAUUUAUUCCAUAUCCACACGGUAUUUAUACAGUUAAACAUUUUCUCCUGGCAGAACAGCAAGAGGAAUAGAAUAGUUUACAUUGAUCUCAAUGCUUUAAGAUUUAAUAAAAAAGAAUGACUUGCAGUUUGAGAACACAAAAUCUGACUCAUAACCUGGGAUUUUUCCUGUAUUGAAUCAAAUCCCCAAAGAGGAAUCCAUCCCUUUUUGUUCAACUUUAAACUGGUUAAUGUGGUUUGAAUUGCAUCUUCUUCAUUCUGUCACUUUGCAAGAUAAGUCUUUUGGAAACUCUUUUCCUCACCCAGCAGCUCAGCACAAGCAAAUUGGCAAAGAAUAAACUUUAAUAAUUUCCAGAUUUGCAGUGCUUAGUCACUUUAUGAAGCUGGUAAUUCUCUGGAUUUUUUGGCUUUUUUUCCCCUUUCUCCCAAAGACCUGUUGAGUUUGUAGAAGGUGGGCUGGUACCUUUUUAGACAUUUUUGCACUGUAUUAAUAAUUGAACCUGUGUAAAUGUGUAUAAAAUCAUUUUGCAUGUAUAUAUGUACAUAUAUCUAAUAAAUGGCUUUUUUUU
Molecule: messenger RNA, 4567 nt
Organism: Poecile atricapillus (Black-capped chickadee)
Lineage: Eukaryota; Metazoa; Chordata; Aves; Passeriformes; Paridae
Gene: SEC22C
Product: SEC22 homolog C, vesicle trafficking protein
Exons: 8
Coding region: 301-1215 (304 amino acids)
Biological process (GO): endoplasmic reticulum to Golgi vesicle-mediated transport
Source: RefSeq, a predicted model, not a curated record